UUAUGCGUUUAGAGAAGAGUAUAGGAUACAAAUUUGAGAAAUGGAAUGGCGCAAUGACCAGUGCUUACGUUUAUGACACAGUAAUGGAGAAAGAAGCAAUCGCCAGCAAACACUGAAUCUCCUAUCUCUAAGGAUAAACAGUAAGAACAUUUUUCUGUCCUAUUUUCCAUCUAAUUAGGGUUUUCACGCUCUUCCUUCUUCUAGAUCUAAUACUUCUUACAACCUAUUUAGAAUUUAGAACAAUGAACAACAAUAAUCCGCCAAAAAAUGCUUCAACGCCGUCGUUUUUCACCAACCCGGCUGCACCGUCAAUCCCCAUGAACCACCCAUCACCCCACCUUCUCUCACAGACGCAGCCUCAACCGCAAGCUGGUGCCUCUCACUUCCAUGGCCAUUUUCAGCUCUCGCAACCGCAAAUCCACGUCCUCGCACAGCCACACCCUGUUCCUCCCCCACAGGUGCAUAACAAUUCCAAUACCAAUGCCAACGUUGCAACACCUGCGCCUCCCAAGCGUGCAAAUCACAAACCCCCUUCACGCCCUCCAGGUUCCUCCAACGCCACCCAAUCCUCUGCCUUCAAGACCAUGGAACUUACCGUGGCGCCUCCUCGGAAAAAGAGAAGCUUUCCCGAUAAGCUCAUUCCCGACAAGGUGGCCAAGCUUGUGCCCGAGUCUGCUAUUUAUGCCAAGUUGCUUGAACUUGAGACCCACGUAGAUUCUGUUUUGGUUAGGAAGAAAAUUGAUGUGCAGGAGAAUUUGAGAAACCCUCGCUGUGUUAGGAGAACGCUUAGGAUUUAUGUGUAUAAUACAUUUUCGAAACAGGUGAAAGUGGAACCUGGGAAGAUUGAUGUGGAGGAGCUUUCUUGGGUUCUCAGGAUGACCGGAAGGGUGUUGGAAGAUGGUAAGGAUCCUGUGGCAGAUGGAGUUUUGCCUAAAGAAAAUCCAAGAUUCUCGGCUUUCUUCAAGAAGAUUACCAUUUACUUGGAUCAGGGUUUCUAUCCGGAUAACCAUGUUGUUGUGUGGGAUAGUGCCCGUUCGACUGCGCAGCGCGAUGGUUUUGAGGUGAAGAGGAAAGGAGAUAAGGAAUUCACGGCGGUUGUUAGAAUGUCAAUGAAUUAUUCGCCUGACAAAUUUAUGGUAUCGGCUCAGCUGGCUAGAGUGUUAGGGGUUGAGUUUGACUCCCGCUCUAGGAUCAUUGCUGCUCUUUGGCACUAUGUGAAGGCUAAGAAGUUGCAGAGUCCCAAUGACCCUUCGUUCUUCAUGUGUGAUGCUUCUCUCCAAAGGGUGUUUGGGGAGGAGAAGAUGAAAUUUUCGGUGGCUUCGCAGAAGAUAUCACAGCAUUUGUCACCUCCGCAGCCUAUACACCUGGAGCAUAAAAUCAAGCUUUCGGGAAAUUGUCCAGCCGGAGCUACGUGUUACGAUGUGCAGGUUGAUGUGCCUCUUCCACUAGAGAAGGAUAUGUCUUCAUUCUUGGAAAGCACUGAGAAGCACAAAGAGAUUGAUGCUUUUGAUAAACUGAUAUCUGAUUCCAUAAAGAAGAUCCAUGAACAUCAUAGGAGACGGGCAUUCUUUCUCGGCUUUAGUCAGUCCCCAGCGGAGUUUAUUAAUGCUUUGAUAGCUUCUCAAAGCAAGGAUCUGAAGCUUAUUGCUGGAGAUGUGAGCCAUAGUGUUGAGAAUGAACGGCGUUCUGAAUUCUACAAUCAACCAUGGGUUGAGGAUGCUGUCGUUCGCUACCUGACCAGGAAAAAUGCUCGAAGUGAUGCUCCUGGAAACAUCUGAGAAAUUGUGAAAUAGCUUAUUUUUUGGUGGUGGAGUAGUUUAGUUUUCUGACACCACCUCGAGGUCUUGACCCAACACUGCUAAACUUUCUAUUCCAUGCUUCAUUUAUGUUUUGGAGUAGAGUACUAGCAGAGUAUAUUGACUCAAGAAUUGUGAUCCCUAGCUCAUUUUGGGAGUCCCAGAGCAGUUUCUGUAUCUAUUGGUUCUCAUAUGCUCCUCUCGCCCAUUCUAGUUUGGUAAAUUGAGCCAAGAUCAAUGAGCUAACAACUAAUGUAUGUAGCUCCAAUAUCUUCAAAAUGGUAUAUAUGUUUAAGUGUUAUGGACUAGAUAUCUACCUUGUACUUUUUUUCCAGGCAUGCAGUUCGGAAUGCAAGGCUACAUUUUACUGUAUUUACCUAAUUAUAGAUUUAUCAAUUCGUUGUUUGAAGCACAUAAGUUCAUGGCUCUAUCUGAUAGUUUGAAGUAAUUCAUGGCUUGGAGAUGGACGAGUUAACAAUUA
This is a messenger RNA of Vigna umbellata (rice bean), 2277 nucleotides long. Its product is annotated as SWI/SNF complex component SNF12 homolog. Lineage: Eukaryota; Viridiplantae; Streptophyta; Magnoliopsida; Fabales; Fabaceae. The record is from RefSeq and is a predicted model, not a curated record.